UCAAUCAAAAGGGCAGGCCACCCCACCUUUUAGAGUGACCCAACUUCGGCUUGAGGCCCUAUAUCGUUUAGCCGAUCUUGAAUUGCUACCAUUUCUAUCUUCUCCAGUGUUUUGACGGAAACAAAUUUCUUCCACCUACCACUAUGCUGGGAUAUGGGGAUGGGGAUGACUGAUGAGAGAUGAUCGAUCGGUAAGUCAUUUUCUUAAGAAUUUUCAUUUCACUGUUUCUUUUUAUUUACGAGAUGAAUCCAAAUGCGUAUGGAUUUUUCCCCGAAGAAGUAGUUCUCCGGAUUCUUGCGCGGUUGCCCGUAAAGUCACUCCUCAGAACGAAAUGCGUUUGCAAACUCUGGCAUAAAUUAAUAUGUGAGAAGUACUUCACUCGUAUCUACAAUGAAGUAUCUGUAAAAAAUCCCAUGGUUCUGUUUGAGGCCAAUGGGUCUUCUUCAGAAUCAAAAUCAAAAUCAAGCUUAAUCUGCGUUGAUAGUUUGAGGGGUGUUUCUGAAAUUUCUCUGGAUUUUAUAAAAGAUAGAGUCAAAGUUAGGGCUUCUUGUAAUGGGCUAUUGUGUUGUUCCAGCAUACCCAAUAAAGGGGUUUACUAUGUUUGCAACCCUAUGACUAGAGAGUACAAGUGCUUACCUAGAAGCAGAGAAAGGCAUAUGACUAGGUUUUAUCCCGAUGGUGAGGCAACUCUUGUUGGGUUGGCAUGUAAUUUGUUAACACAACAGUAUAAUGUUGUGUUGGCUGGGAAUCAUAGGGCAUUUGCGCACAGGUCUGAGAAUACUUUCAUAUGUUUGAUUUAUGAUUCAGCAUCUAGUAGUUGGAAGAAAUUUGUCUCAGUUCAAGAUUAUCAUUUUACGCAUAUGAAUAAGAAUCAGGUUGUGUUUGUAAAUGGGGCAUUGCACUGGUUAACAGAAACUACUUCUUGUUUGGUUGUGCUUGACUUGAAGACUGCUGCGAUGUGGAAGAAAAUUCAGUUGCCCAAUGAAGUAAGUUGUAGGGUUGGAAAUCGGAAUUAUUUGUUGGAAUUGGAUGGGUGCUUGUCUGUUAUUCAGAUUUCAGAGGCUUGGAUGGUUGUUUGGGUGAUGAAAAAUUAUGAAACAGAAGAGUGGCAUAUGGUGGAUAGAGUGAGUCUUCGCUGCAUUCGAGGGAUGGUACCGUGUGUGUUUCCAAUAAGCCAGACUAAGAAGUAUAUUUUCCUUGCUACGCACAAACAGAUUCUGGUGUAUCAAAGGAAUACCAAAGAGUGGAAGGAGAUGUAUUCCGUAAAGAACACCUCAAAUAUGCCACUAUGGUUCUAUGCACAUUCAUUCCGGAACACACUUUUUUCAUGUCAUUGAUUGAUACGUUGGAGGUUUGUCAAUCUUUCUCGUAAGGUGUGCUCUAUUUUGAUAAAGCUCUUUCUAUUUUUCUUUCGUUGUCAUUUGUAUGGGAGUAUUACCAAUUUGCUUAUAUAAUGUGUGGUGGGGGUGUUAGUUAUUUACAUAUUAAUAAUGAAGGUUUUAUCAUUUUAGCAUUCAUCAUA
Ipomoea triloba (trilobed morning glory) is the source of this 1522-nucleotide messenger RNA. Its product is annotated as F-box protein At5g49610. Lineage: Eukaryota; Viridiplantae; Streptophyta; Magnoliopsida; Solanales; Convolvulaceae. The record is from RefSeq and is a predicted model, not a curated record. Bases 243 to 1337 code for a protein of 364 amino acids. Gene Ontology annotation, molecular function: protein binding. The transcript has a single exon.